AUGCCGCCGUCGUCUUCGUAUUUGCCUCCGGUGAUGAAAGACGGAGAAUAUGGAAAAUGGGCGGAGCUUCCGCCGGAUUUGACGUCGUCGAUACUGCAACGGCUUGGCACGGUUGAUAUACUGGAAAACGCUCAGAAAGUGUGCAGAUCGUGGCGUCGCGUCUGUAAAGACCCUUCCAUGUGGAGGAAAAUUGACAUGCUCAACCCCGGAGACUUGGGAAGCAUGCCGUACGACCUCGAGGUCAUGUGUCGUCACGCCGUUGAUCGCAGCCAAGGCGGCUUGCUUGAGAUCGACAUUUGGUACUUCGGUACCGACGAGCUCCUCAAUUACAUCGCCGACAGGUCGAGUAAUCUAAAAACCCUGAGACUUAUCAUGUGCUAUCCAAUAGCAGACGAAGGAUUUAUUGAAGCAGUUGCAAAACUUCCAUUGAUUGAAUACCUCGAGCUUUCACACUGCGCAAUGUCAGGAGCGGCUCUGAGAGUUGUAGGCCAGACUUGUCCGAAUCUGAAGACGUUGAAGCUAAGCGGCGAACCUAACCCCGACUUUAACGAGGAUGACCUAAAUAACGAUGAUGCUCUAGCAAUUGCAGAAACCAUGCCCGGACUACGCCACCUCCAGGUUUUUGGGAACUUUCUAACCGACACGGGCUUGACCGCCAUUCUCGACGGUUGUCCUCACCUUGAACACCUCGAUCUACGCAAGUGUUUCAACGUCAACUUCUCCGGGGAGCUGGCGAAGCGAUGUGUUGAGAAGAUUAAAGUUGUGAAACGCCCCAAUGACUCAACCGCUGGUCACCCUUAUGGUAACGAUUGGUUCCAUGAACUCAAUGCCAAAUAUACUUACGGUGACACGGAGUCACGGACUAUGAUUUCGGUAACACCUACUAUGAUUUCGGUGACGCCGACGACUAUGAUUGGUACUAGGUGUUGA
Messenger RNA from Microthlaspi erraticum, 930 nucleotides. The record is from the annotation of a GenBank genome assembly. Lineage: Eukaryota; Viridiplantae; Streptophyta; Magnoliopsida; Brassicales; Brassicaceae.